GACUUCUCUUUUCCGGUCAAAGGGGAAUUCAUGCACUUCACGAUUCAUUGGGGGGGGGGCAGUGCAGACUAAUUGCAGGAUUGUGAAGACAUCAAACUGUUCAAAGUACUGCGCCUGGAUGUCAGUGUUAUGCACAAAACUGGGUCAGCUUGUCAUGACUAAGCUGUAGCCGGGAACACACUCAAAGUGAAGUGAGUGAAUGCUUUUCUCAAGCCGUCCAUUUAUCAGGAAUUCCCAACAAAAUGUGAUUGCACCCAACAAACAUCCUGAAGGAAUGUUACUGAAUAUUUGAAAAGACCUCCAUUGUCGAGGCUAAGAUGUUGAAGACAGAGGCCUCGGCAGAGAGAAAUACCCUGAGGAGCGCUUCCCCACACCGGAAUGCCUACAGGGCGGAGUUCCAGGCUCUAAAGAAGGCUUUUGACCAACCGAGACAGGAUGGAGACCCCAAACUCAAGGACACGGAGGGGGUCAGGCAGCCUCGAGGGCGGCAAUACGGGGCCCAUGUCAGUCGCAUCAAGAACAUGUUCAUGCAGAUGGGGACUGAGAACGCUGGGUCCAACAGACAAUCGAGGGAUGAGACCUCCCCGCCGAAACUCAACAAGCCAACAAACUUCAUCAACAAGGUGGAUGGGUCAGUGGUCAAAUUCCAGCAUGGCACUGGAGAGCGGACUACCGGUGGCCAGCAUAACUCAAAGUUCUCAGAAACAAGGAAACUCUUUGAGCAGAGCUCCAGAGAUGCUUCACAGUCGCCCGUGUACUCUUACGGCCGGGACAAGAGGGGUUCUCACGAGCAUUUGGAUGACUGGCGGGGGGCGCGUUCUAACAGAGGCAGUACGGACUCUUUGGAUAGUCUUUGCUCCAGGACAGAGGCCUCAUCUCCCACUGUGAGUCAGCUCAGUGCUGUGUUCGAAAAUAUAGACCAACAGGGCUCCGGUGGUACUUUCCGAAGAGGCCAUGGAGGUGGAAGAGGACUGUACUCCCCAGAUGGCUUACAGAGACACGGGGAGGCCAGCGUGGACGACACCAGUGCGCGACAGUCUCCUUCACAUGGUUUUUACAGGACGCAAGUGGGUAGCAAGCACAAUCUGCCGGUUUCUUCGUCUUCAGAAGAUCUUCUCAGUCCUAGUCCUCUGUCGGAGGCCGUGGACCAGAUGAAAACUGAUGAGAAGAAGCCCCAGGAAACCUCCAAGGUGGUUUAUGGAUCCAGUGAACCCAAACCAAAAGAUGAGGUAAACUCAACCGAGGCCGUAGAUGGUUCUUCAGCUGCGGCUCAAGUCAAUGACGCUGCAGGAAAUUCACAUGAGUCUACAGCUACCAAGGUCCACGAGGACACAGACGGUCAUGUGAAAGAGGAGUCUAGCCGGAUUACCGAGGAUCAAAUUGAAGAACCCAAUGAGGAAUACUGUAGCAGUGAGAGAGUUAUUUUCAAUGCCGAUGGAGAUGCUUGCUACCAGGGCUGGGGGGAGAGCUGCACCGACCCAGAGGAUGACCUAUAUGGUGAUGAUCUUUCCUAUGACCCAGGAUCAGAGAUUACAGAGAUUCCUGGUCUUCCAGAGGAGGACAAGGAGGAAAUUCCACAAAAACGGAAAAUUCGAUUCAGCUCUGCUCCCAUAAAAGUGUUCAAAACCUACUCCAAUGAAGAUUAUGACAGGAGGAAUGAAGAGGUGGACCCGGUGGCAUCCUCGGCUGAGUAUGAGCUGGAGAAACGGGUGGAGAAGCUGGAACUUCUCCCUGUAGAACUAGAAAAAGAUGAGGACGGCCUGGGCAUCAGUAUUAUAGGAAUGGGGGUCGGCGCUGAUGCAGGCCUGGAGAAGCUUGGCAUCUUCGUCAAGACUGUCAUAGAGGGUGGAGCAGCAGAGAGAGAUGGAAGAAUUCAAGUGAAUGAUCAAAUCGUGGAGGUUGACGGCACCAGUCUGGUGGGAGUGACUCAGAGCUUCGCUGCUUCUGUCCUGAGAAACACACAGGGAGUGGUCAGGUUUGUGAUUGGCCGAGAGCGUCCGGGACAACAGAGCGAGGUGGCUCAACUCAUCAGCCAGACUCUGGAGCAGGAGAGACAUCAGAGAGAGAUGAUGGAGCAACAGUACGCCCAAUAUGAUGCUGAUGAUGACGAGACAGGAGAGUACGCCACGGAUGAGGAAGAGGAGGCAGGGCAGACGGGAACAGACCGAGAUGUGGCCAUUGAGGUUUUCGAUUUACCUGAAAACGAGGACAUCAUCUCGCCAUCAGAACUGGAUGCCACCAAACUUUAUCAGAAGUUUCGAGAGCUGCAGAUUAAACACACUGUCACUGAAGCUGAGAUCCAGAAACUCAAGAACAAGCUGGCCGCAGUGGAAAAAGAGAAGGCACGGUGGGAGAGAGAGAAAACGCAGCUGAAGCAAAGCAUCGAGGACAACAAGGAGAGGAUGCUAAAACUGGAGAGCUAUUGGAUUGAGGCUCAGACGCUGUGCCAUACGGUUAACGAGCAUCUGAAGGAGGCCCAAAGUCAGUAUCAGGCCCUGGAAAAGAAGUACAACAAGGCCAAGAAGCUCAUUAAGGACUUCCAGCAGAGAGAGAUGGAGUUUGCUCAGAAGGAGGAUGCAGAGAAGAAGAGACUGGAGGAGGCGGAAAAGGCUCAUUUGGCUGAAAUUCAGAGUCUUCAAGUUAGGAUUGCUACACUGGAGACAGAGCUGAUGCAGCUGAUGAAGCAAAAUGGCAUCCAGAUAAACAAUAACAACAACAGCGCUGAGAGCCGAGCCCAGCUGACUGAGAGACUGACGGCCUUACAGUGUCCAAGGAGAAGUGUUGCUGGAGGGGAACUGGGCGAGCUGACGGGAACCAGUGGAACUCACCCUGAGAGAAACGAGAGGGGCUCUGGGCUUCAGUCCUCCAGGGUGGCCGGUGCCACAGAGGCCAGGCUCAGGCACCCGCAGCCUCAGCAGGGACCUGAUAAUGAGGGCUCUUCAGCAAGUCGAGAUGAGAAAUCUGGCAAAAAACUACUAGACUUGGGAUCUUCUCCGAGGAAAAGUAAAGGAAAAGAGCAGGAUCCAAAAGGAUCUCCCAGUAAAAGCUCCACAGGGCCUUCAGCAGAGAACAGUCCUGAAAGAUGCAAGAGCAAGGGUCCUGGUGUCACUGAUGACCUCAGCCUCAGCAGCACCAGCUCCACAGAGAUCAGUGGCAUCCAGAUGUCCGGCCCAUCGCAGACACUAAUGCUCUCCUCAGAUGAGAGUGUGGAUAUGAUUGAAGAUGAGAUUCUAGACGACAGUCCUCCUCCGAAGCUGUUCCAGUGGCAGAACCGCAGUGUGACUGAAUGGACAUGUCAACAGGUGUCAUGCUGGCUCAUGGGUCUGAACCUGGAACAGUAUGUCUCUCUUUUUACUGCCAAGAAUGUGGAUGGAGAGCAGCUACUCAAGCUGGACAGCUCAGCACUCAAGGCUCUGGGUGUAGAGUCCUCUCAGGAUCGGGCUCUGAUAAAGAAAAAGCUGAAGGAUGUAAAAGUGUUGAUGGAAAAAGCUCAAAGGAACAGAGAGAAAAUUGAGAAACAGCGCAAGAAGGAACUGGAGCAGGUUCAGAAACAGGUCCAGAAAAACAGCAACUCCUCUGGACCAGGAGAGGGCGCUACUGAAUGACACUACUCACCUCACUACUGUCUCACCAUUAUAAGUACAAACCAGUUCAGCAUUUCACGGGACUGAAAGGUCAUUGAAAAAGGGGCUUACUGCUAUUGAGCUGCCAUUGGAUGAAUUGAAACCAAAAUUUCCAGAUAUGGAUUUUGUUAUUUUUACCGAACAAUAUUCAGGUUUUUUUUUUUUUUGCACGUUUUAGCAGAAUGAUCACUGCUUUUUUGGUUUCCUAUGUUUUAUGUCUGAUUAAUAUCUAUUUAUUUGCAUAUGGAGAAUAUGUAUAUAUAGAACCAGAGCAUAUCAAGCUCAUAACUCAUCCAUGACAGUAAAAAACUCUGCAUUACAAGCACCUUUAGACGUUGAGACAAUGUACAUAUGCAGAAAGCAUAUAUAUGAAUAUGUCUAACGUGCCAUUUUCUAUCAAAAGAAGGAUAGUUUGUUAAGUGAACGCGGAAAGUUUUUAAUACGAUAGCUUUGACAAAGCACAGGUCAUAGUGAUGGACAGUGUUGCUGUCGAGUGUCUCUUCACCUCAAAGAGUUUGAGUGCUGCUCACAAGAACUACUACAGUCUGAUUCACUGGCAAACACAAACCUUAUUGUGAGAAGAAAGCCAUUCCAAGUAAUGAGAUAUCAUGGACCCUCUUUGUGGAUAUUUCACUGUAUACUUUGAACCUCCUGUUUGGAUCUCCUUCAUCGACCUGCCACUAUUCAAGACGAAUACAGCUGAAGUGUAUGCUCUUCUCCAAGCUUGAAUCCUCCUAAUGAUCUUUGGGGGAAAAUGGUGGCAGUAGGAUACUAAAUGAUUUCAGAAGUCCGUCAUUUUAAACUGUUCUCCAGAGAUGCGAGACUUGUACUCUAAAAGAAAAAAAGCAAGAAAAAAGACUGCUGCUUCUAUUUCACAUCUACCUGCUUCUAGCCCUCUCCAUCGCCCUGAGCUAGAUUCUCAGUUAGACCCAAGUGCUGCCUUUUGAAGUGCUGUUUAAAUUUUGAUUUGAUUUUAUGGUUUGUGGUUACAGUCUGGAACACACCGGUUGUGUGAAUGCACCUCUGUUUUACCGGCAUCCAAAUGUUGUAGAGCAGAUGACAAAUGUGCACUUAAAACGGACCUAUCUAUGUACAGUACACUACCAUUCAAAAGUGUGGGGUCAGUAGGAUUUCUGAAAGAAAUUCAUGCUUUUA
Sinocyclocheilus anshuiensis is the source of this 4778-nucleotide messenger RNA. Its product is annotated as neurabin-1-like. Lineage: Eukaryota; Metazoa; Chordata; Actinopteri; Cypriniformes; Cyprinidae. The transcript has 20 exons. The record is from RefSeq and is a predicted model, not a curated record. The coding region runs from base 318 to 3605 and encodes 1095 amino acids. Gene Ontology annotation, molecular function: actin filament binding. Gene Ontology annotation, biological process: calcium-mediated signaling; actin filament organization; neuron projection development. Gene Ontology annotation, cellular component: cytoplasm; actin cytoskeleton; postsynaptic density.